Messenger RNA from Drosophila gunungcola (fruit fly), 1226 nucleotides. RefSeq lists its product as uncharacterized. Bases 164 to 1066 code for a protein of 300 amino acids. NCBI's taxonomy places the organism in Eukaryota, Metazoa, Arthropoda, Insecta, Diptera, Drosophilidae. The record is from RefSeq and is a predicted model, not a curated record. The transcript has a single exon.
CACAACUUCCAAAGUGUUUGCUCACCAGUUUGGUCACUCAACUCCUAAAUCUAAAAUCAAAACAGACCAGAUAGAAACGACACAAAACCGAGAAAUAGGAACCCUAAUAACGCAUUUUUGCCUCUUUUUAUUAAUCCAAAUUUUCAACGAACCAACGGUUAGGAUGAGCUCUGAACCGAAUGAUGGGGCUGGUGACAAGGGGGCCAUAAUGGAGCAAGUGGCUGGUGGUCACAAGAGGUUGGCCUUGGACCUGGCCCUGGCCAAUGUGGUGGAUCUUGCCCGUCGCCUGAACCUGACCAGCGUUGAGGGUUAUGGCUGCUUGGAAACGGGGGCUGAGCCGGAUGGCCAGAAGUCGGGAGAUGACACCGCACGUGCUCCGUGCUCUGUGCCACCAGUCGGUGGCUGCAAGAGGACCUAUUUGAAGCCCAAGCGGGGACGAGCCAGAUUCCGCAGGACGGAGGCCCGACCCCAGACACCACGUGGCGUCCAGUGUUUGACCGCCCAUCUGCCGGUUCCACCGCCACCACCACCACCCUCUCCUCGCUGUCCACAGGCCUGGGAACUUUGUUCGGCCCUGGAUCGGGCCGAGGACAUAGUGAUCCAGUCUGGCAAGACGGACGAACUGCUGGACCAGCUGCUGUACGAGGCCAAAAUCAUUGACCAGCAGGUGAUCCUCCAGGGUCGUAUGCAACGGGACGUGGAGAUGAUCCGCUGCCUGGAGACGGAGUUCUCUGGCCGAUCCAUGCUCUACCUAACCGAGGCCAUUCGAGCGGAUUGCGAGAGCCAGCAUGUCCAGGAGCUGCGCAAUCGAUGCAUUCGCACCCUGAAACGCCACGAGGCACGGCUCAUGAAUCUGGGGCUGCAGUCCGAGGUGGACGAGUCCCAGGACGAGGGCAACGGCAAGGGCACCCAAACCGAUAUCUAUGCUUAUCAGGAUACGAUCGUGCCGACACUGGUCGACUUCGAAUUGCCAUUGGAUGUACAGGAACCCGGACCAGGAGCACACAAGGCAGGCAGAUCCGGAGCAGGCGAUGGCCACCAAGGCGAGAAGAAAGUCCAGGAUUAAUAGCAUUUAAAUAAAGAUAAGCUAACGAAUGCAAUUAUCGUUCAUUGCAGCGAAAAGUACUUCUUUAACAGCUUUUAAGCUAUGAGUAAACAUAUUUUUAAAAAUAAAAUCCCAUCCAAACAAUGUAACUAAACUAUAGCUAUGCAUAUAUGUAUGUAUU